UUUGGGAACGUCCCCAUUUUUGUCCCCGUCCCCUCCCAGCUCCCGAAUUUCUUCCUGAAGAUCCCGGAUUACGGGUUGUACUCCCACGAUGUGGAGUUCAUCAACCACCUGCUGCACCUGCACACCAGGGGCCGUCCCAUGUACCAGGUGGCCGUGGCUCUGUGCCGGGCGCUGGCCUGGGGUUACUUUGCCAGCCUGAGGCUGGAGGUGCUGGCGCUGACCCGGCACCCCGAGGACUGGAGCGUCCGCGCCCGCUGGAGGCUCACGGGGGUGCCCCUGCACCUGCUGCUGCUGCGCUUCUACCGCAGGGACAAGAGGCAGCUGCUCAG
Messenger RNA from Neopelma chrysocephalum (saffron-crested tyrant-manakin), 329 nucleotides. RefSeq names its product chromosome unknown C6orf136 homolog (gene CUNH6orf136). NCBI's taxonomy places the organism in Eukaryota, Metazoa, Chordata, Aves, Passeriformes, Pipridae. The record is from RefSeq and is a predicted model, not a curated record. The annotation marks the transcript as partial. The transcript is spliced from 2 exons.